AUGCCACUCCUCCCGAUGCCAGGCUCUCCUGCUGCCUCCUGGGCAACCUACCGUGCCCGCUUGAAAGCCGUCUUCCAUGGCGCGGACCCGCGAGUGUGCGCCGCCUUCUGGCUCUUUGGCCUCAUCAACAAUGUCCUCUACGUGAUCAUUCUCUCCGCUGCACUCGACCUCGUAGGCCCUGCCGUGCCCAAGGGCGUAGUCCUCCUAUGCGACGUUAUACCCUCGUUCCUCACCAAGCUAUGCGCCCCCUACUUCAUCCACAAGAUCCCAUACAGCCUGCGCAUCCUGAUCUGCGUGGCCCUAUCAGCAUGCGGCAUGUUCGUCAUUGCCCUGACGCCUCCACUGCAAGACUCGAGGACCAUCGCGAUAAAAAUGUGUGGCGUGAUGCUGGCUAGUCUUAGCAGUGGAGGCGGCGAGCUCAGCUUCCUCAGUCUCACGCAUUACUAUGGCCACUUUGCGCUGGCGGCAUGGGGAUCUGGCACAGGUGGAGCGGGCUUGAUCGGUGCUGGAGCAUACGCCCUUGCAACCAACACGCUGCACAUCGACCCGAGGACCAGUCUGCUUGUGUUCGCCUUCUUGCCUCUGAUCAUGGUGUUCAGCUUCUUCGUCGUGCUUCCACUUGGACCUCUUCGCGCCGGCGUAGCAAAAAAUGGAGGAUACGAGGCAAUAGACACUGCUGAAGACGAUAACGACGAGACAGAACAGGAAGAAGAGCAAAACGGCCUCUUGUCGUCGUCCACGCACUCAUCCGCCGCCCCGGCCAAAGCAGCUCUGCACAGCUUCAAAGCGAACCUCCUCCGCGCCCGCAGCCUCUUUUUCCCCUACAUGCUCCCCCUCCUCCUCGUCUACAUCGCCGAAUACACCAUCAACCAAGGCGUCGCGCCCACGCUGCUCUUCCCCCUCGCCUCCUCCCCCUUCACCCACUACCGCUCCUUCUACUCCACCUACCAAACAAUCUACCAAGUCGGCGUCUUCAUCUCGCGCUCCUCCACGCCGUUUAUCCGCAUCCACCACCUGUACACACCCUCGUUUCUCCAAAUCGCCAAUCUGCUCAUACUCUCGCUGCACGCCAUGUUCGACUUUAUCCCGAGCUAUUACAUCGUGUGCGCGUUUAUUUUCUGGGAGGGACUUCUGGGCGGCCUGGUGUAUGUUAGCACGUUUGCGGAGAUUACGGACAAUGUGCCCAAGGAGGACAGCGGAGUUUAG
Molecule: messenger RNA, 1206 nt
Organism: Parastagonospora nodorum SN15
Lineage: Eukaryota; Fungi; Ascomycota; Dothideomycetes; Pleosporales; Phaeosphaeriaceae
Exons: 3
Coding region: 1-1206 (401 amino acids)
Biological process (GO): regulation of intracellular pH
Cellular component (GO): membrane; vacuole
Source: RefSeq, a predicted model, not a curated record